AUGAGUGUGUCCCAGGGACCCGACCACCUUGAGAAGCUGGUAGGGCCAGCCAAGGUCUCGCCAGUGGCUACACCCAGGGCGUCUUUCAACUUAUCCCUACGCCAGGCCGCCGCCUGGCUGACCUGCCUAAUUACCAGCCUCAUACUUCCCUCCCCUUCAUUCGACUUCUGUCUGUCAUGGUCAUUUGCCCAGCUGCGACGGGGCGCAGCCCGCAUUGCAUCAGUUCUUGACGAUGAGGGUGUCCAGCCGGGUUCAACGAUGCUUCUUUUCCUCCCCAGCUGCGCGGAGUGGUCACUAAUGAUGUGGGUGUCCGCACUCAGGUGCUAUACUCUGGUCACCCUUGAUCCUGCCAUCGCGCAACUCGGCCAAGAGCGGUUGUUAGAUGAUUAUAUAGAAAAGCUGAAGCCUUCGGUGGUCGUGGUCGGUACUCAGGCAUCGGCAGUUGCUGUCGACAAGGCCAGGAGCAAUCUCAAGAGCUACGGUCCCUUUGUGGGUAUCACCCUCAACGUUUUGGAGAAGCCUCGUCAAAGUUGGACAAGUCUGCUGGGGAUUUCUGUUCGAGAGUUCACCAACGAGCUUGAAGCUGCGCCAGCUGCUGUCGACAGCCUCGACCGUGUUGCCAUGAUUAUAUUUACCAGUGGCACGUCAUCCGGCAAACCAAAAGGCUCCGUCAGGACAGUGCGAGACCUCCUGCGGCCGCUUACUGGCAACGACCUACCUCCGCCUCUAAGACCACCAAUGACGCUCAUUAACACGAACGUGGCGCAGAGCAUGGCCCCGUGCCUCUUGUAUGCGACCUGGCAUUCAGGAAACGCUGGCGUUCUGGUUGGCGGAAACUUCAAUGCCGCGACAACUAUUGCCUCGAUGGAGACUUCCCGGCCUAUCACGGCGGCUCUACAUCCCCACAUGGUUGACUCGGUUUGCACCCAUUCCGACUUCUCUACCCACAAGGUGUCCUCCAUCCGGUUCUUGCUCAUCAUUGGCUCUGUAACGAUGGAAGAAACGCUUCGGUUGGCGCAGGAGAUGUUCCCAAGGGCCAAGAUCAAUGCCAGCUACGGCAUGACCGAGGCAGCGGGCAUGUUCGGCUGGAAGAAAGGCAUUCCAGCUAUCAACCAUAUCCCCUCGUAUAAGGGCAUCGUGUCCUGUGGCUUCGCGCUGCCCGGUGUCAAGAUUAGGAUUGUCGACGAUAUGGGCGGCGUUGUCUCGCAGGGUAGCCCGGGUGUGCUGCACAUCUGUGGUGACAUGGUAGCCAGCGGCUAUAUUGACAGCAACGGCGCUGAAUCAUUCUACAAGGAUGGAGACGACACAUGGUACAUUACUGGUGACUGUGCUGUCCUCGACGAACAGCGGCGGAUAUAUAUCCUGGGGCGAUACGAGAACAUGAUCCGUAGGGACAGUACUAUUAUUGCGCCAGCGACGGUUGAGAAUGCCAUUAAGAAGCAUUAUCCUCACACUACGAUAUGUUUUACCGAUCUAAAUAUAAAAUGGAAGCGCGUACUAACAUUUUUUUACCCCGUAGUCUUUGGCAUAACCGCGCCAGGCAGCAGCGACGAGAGCAUCUACGCUAUCCUCCCCGACUCCGCCAUCGACCGGGAUAGAGUUAAGAACCUCGUCAUCAAGGAGCUUGGAGACGGCCAUCGGCUCGCCGGCGUCAUUGAACUUCCACAGCUGGACCUGGUGGACUGGCCACUUACUAUGGCGGGCAAGCUGUCCCUCUUUGACUUGAGGGGCAGGCUCACCAAGUACCUGGCUGAGGAGACAGGCUCGUCAACAUAG
Penicillium samsonianum is the source of this 1776-nucleotide messenger RNA. Its product is annotated as class I adenylate-forming enzyme family protein. The transcript has a single exon. The record is from RefSeq and is a predicted model, not a curated record. Bases 1 to 1776 code for a protein of 591 amino acids. Lineage: Eukaryota; Fungi; Ascomycota; Eurotiomycetes; Eurotiales; Aspergillaceae. Gene Ontology annotation, molecular function: CoA-ligase activity.